Varroa destructor (honeybee mite) is the source of this 3139-nucleotide messenger RNA. RefSeq lists its product as uncharacterized. The record is from RefSeq and is a predicted model, not a curated record. Lineage: Eukaryota; Metazoa; Arthropoda; Arachnida; Mesostigmata; Varroidae.
AUAAACACUCAAGAGCAAGUUUAAGUCUACUCUCCGUUCAGACAGACGCUGAACGCUGUAGUGCGACACCAAUUUUUUGAUGCUUUUUCCUAGAGCGUCGAGUGCUCACAGACACGUCUGGAGUAUAUAGCGACGAAACAGUGUCCAAACAAAGAAAUAGCAACAAUAUCAUGAUAAGGAUUUUCGGUGAUAUCCAGAGGAAAUGAGCAUAAAAACACUCUAUUUUGUUAUGACAAUUCACCGGGUACGGUCUAAUAUGUGUGUUCUUAAAACAAGUGUCUGCAUGGGGUGUUGAACAGAUUUCUUCCUCGUUCAACUGUGGCGUCACUGGAACCACAAAAAUAGUAGAGCUACAUAAAAUCGUUAUAUCUGGAAAAUUUCAAGCGUUCACGCUACUCUAAUUACUGUAACUCUAACCACGAUAAUUAAAUGAAUUAAUUGUGAUUCGUUCGGCGUUGCUGUGAAGACGUACGUAAAUACGCAGGGAAGAUAACAGAGACGCGUAGUGAAAACACAAUGGGAAACUUGAAUUGUUGAUGAACUUUGUUUUAUACGCUUUUAGCCAACUUGAGGAUAACCACAAAAAUCGCUGGUACACCUAACAUCGUCUGGGUAGAGCGACAUUGGCCAGCUUUGUUACAAGCUGUGCCGCUACGUCUGCGAAACGAUGCAUCUCUUCUUAAUGGUGGUCGUGGCUCUAGCCGCAGUUGCUCCUACACAACAAGAGAACACUAUGGUGACCGCGAUCAGUCAGCAGCAGCAGCUAACAGCGGCGGAAGUGGUGGAUGCCAUUACUCGGGAGGCCCAGCCCGCAUCUCAGAAGACAACGUCGGCGUCCGCAAUUGCCACGGAGAGUUUUCCUUCUGCAACGGCUCUCACGAGCGUGACGGAGACCAGUUCGCCAUCCGCGGACGGUAAUUCCUCCCCUGAAGGAGUCUCAAUAGUACAUUCGGAGCUUAAGAAUGAGCUACAACAUCAAAAUCAGUCCGCUUCAGCAGCCGCCGCUAUAGUAGGCAGUGGCGUCUCCGUGACGACGAUGCCCACGUACACCAGUACCACAGAUUCCGCAGCGCCCGCAGCGACAACCACGUUACCACCACCCCCAGAGAAGCCUGAAGAGGUUCUCGAUUCCGUUACGAAGGGCCCCGCGGUGGCCGACCGGAGGGUACAGACCGCGGAGGUGUCUGACGGAGUAGUCGCAGUUCCUACUGGAGGAACAGCCUCCGAAUCUGAUAGCCAAGACCAACAGAGUCCAACCUUUUUCGCUUCCUCUAGCGGGACGAGCACCUCAGGGCCCGCCUCUCAGUCACCGCAGAGCCCGCGAAACCCUAAGUACGUGGACAUCGACAGCGUCAAACAUCCCGAAGAGCCCCCACCGGAGAUUCCGAGUAAACCGUUCCUGCAGAACAUAACCGUACGACUGGAAAAUCUCGCUUGCGAGCAUCCCCAGCAUGAACGGCCUGGUUUGCGCAUUGAUAUCGAGAAGACGUUCAAACAACUGGCAGAAAACAUUUCUGAUGUACAACUAACCGACGCAAGCUGCAAAAUGUUUCUUACACUUAAUCUAACAGUCACAGCAACUGAUGGUGACUUCAAGAAACUGCUAGCUAAACUCGAGGAGCACGUAAAGAACAUUACUGUGGGAGAACACAUGGUUAUCACCGGAUUCACUCUACACGACGGUGCGGAACAUCAGGUCGAUCUAAUGACCCGUCCAACAAUAACCCGCGCAGGCCGCUUUCCGACGUAUCGCGAAGAACUAAUCAUCCUAGUCGCCGUCAUCGUUCUCCUCUGUAUCGUGCUAUUUAUCGCCUGUGUCAUCUGUUCGAUCCGAUGCUGCCGCCGCUCACCAUCUUCAAAAACGCUCGAUCUUCUCGAGGCGGCCCAAACUCCUCGGUCACAUUCACGCAAUGUUGACUUUAAUAACCGAAUUCCACGCGCGCACACACUCUACAGUCCAACCGCGAGCGAAUACUCGGGCUGCUUAAGCCCUGUGACUCCAUUCGGUCCCGGUGUUGUUCAGCCGUUCGACACCUGUCUAGUCCCCCUAGACGACGUGACGCCUUCUGGCGCACCGCGUGCGAUGGGCACGCAUGGAACAGCUGGGCCGCAUGUCACAAGCCGGGCGGCUCCGGCUAUAAGGCCCAACAAUUUAGCGAUAAGGCCUCGCGUCGAUUUUUCGCCUGAAAGGAGUCGAUUCAGAUCGUAUAAUUAUCCGCCGAAGCAUUCCCGCACCCUCCCGUCUGGAGUCGGAUCAAAAAACUUUUCCAAGAGCAACACGACCCAGUCCACUGAGCAAUUAACAAAAAAUCAUUCGUUUGACGAUGAUUCCGGCGUCGAUAAUCCGACUUAUUUACCAACCCCUUCUACACCGCACGUCACGAGUGAUAUCGCCGAAACACACAAGAUCUGAGCAGCGGUGGAUCACAUUGACUCCCAACGGCAACGCGACCGUUCCAAUCAACGCUUCUUCCAGCAGAUACAACAAUCAUAACCUGUUUCUGUAUAUACACACGUUCUAUGCUCCUCAACGAACUGUCACCAUUUCUGCUAUACGAAUAAUAAUGAUAGUAGGAAAAAGAAAAAAAAAAACAAGACAAUUAGUAACUGCUGAUGACUGGGAUGCAAAUCUAGCUCAGUAAAGGUUGCUAAAGCUGUCAGACACUAAACGUAUGACGAAAUCAGAGUUUAGGAAUCAGAGCAAUAUAACCGAGACGACAGAGAUCGUCUCGCCCAAGACCUUGGCGUGUCUAUUAUAUAACAAUCGAUUCGAGUAACGUAUGGCGGGACGUGUGUUCUCAAGGUGAGUAUAUAUAUAUAUACAUGUUGAUUGGUUGACCGAUCCGUACGGCAGCUGACUCCGCAGUUACACGUAUGUACUGGUGCCAAACAAUCAUUUCACGUGCCAAACGAAGAUUUCCACCAGAAGCAAAAAAAAACAAACGUAUGGACGGAUCAUCUGCGGAUCCGUUGUAGAAAAGUGUGAGAGAUUGAAGGAAAAAUGUGUAGUGAAGUUCAGGUUACUUCAAAGACUGUCCGCGAAUUUCGUAUUGGUGCCGAUGACAAAUAUUUGUCGGUUACAUGUUGUUGAAAGCGUUGUAUGGGGACAGAGAAGUAAAGGCAUCUCAAAAAAAAAAAA